UUCAGCAUAUUGUAGUUACACGAAUUCUCAUUUAUUGUACAUGGACGCAAUUAUUUAUUUCCCAUGAGUAGAAAUCUGACAUAAUGGUCUAAAUAGUAGUUAUGACAUUAAUAAGAAAGAAGAAAACACAGCGCUGCUGUAGAGGGCAGUGUAACCUCUCUCCAAUGGCAACGCUACCAUUUAAUUCAACGUAGAAGAAGAAAGACAGCAAACAACAUGGCGGCGCCCGCAGAACACGUUGAAACCAAAUCCACAGAGACGGACAAAACUGAAGCUCCAGAGACCUCAGACUCGGAGCCCGCGGGUCAGGACCCGGACGGGGACCCGGAGGAGGACGAGGACGAGCCGGCCGAGCCAAAGGUCAGAGACACCCCGGAUGACAUCCGGCUUGAGGCGAUCGCCAACACGGUGGCCCUCCACCCGAGCCGGGACGUCCUGGUGUGCGGGGACGUGGACGGGGACAUCUACGCCUACUCGUACUCGUGCACGGAGGGCGAGAACCGGGAGCUGUGGUCCUCCGGGCACCACAUGAAGUCCUGCCGCCAGGUGCGCUUCUCCGCGGACGGCCUGAAGCUCUACAGCGUCUCGCGGGACAAGGCCGUGCACCUGCUGGACGCCGAGCGCGGGCAGCUGGUGACGCGGAUCCGCGGCGCGCACGCGGCCCCCAUCAACAGCCUGCUGAUCGUGGACGAGAACAUCCUGGCGACCGGAGACGACGGCGGGACCCUGAAGGUGUGGGACAUGAGGAAGGGGACGGACAUCAUGGAUCUGAAACAGCACGAGGACUACAUCAGUGACAUCGCCGUGGACCAGGCCAAGCGGAUCCUCCUAACGACCAGCGGCGACGGCACCAUGGGCGUCUUCAACAUCAAGCGGCGGCGGUUCGAGCUGCUGUCGGAGCACCAGAGCGGCGACCUGACCUCGGUGGCGCUGAUGAAGCGCGGCAGGAAGGUGGUGUGCGGCUCCAGCGAGGGGACCGUCUACAUCUUCAACUGGAACGGCUUCGGCGCCACCAGCGACCGCUUCGCCAUCAAGGCCGAGUCGGUGGAGUGCAUCGCCCCCAUCACCGACAGUAUCAUGUGCACCGCCUCCAUGGACGGGUACAUACGGGCCGUGAACCUCCUCCCCAACCGGGUCCUGGGCUGCAUCGGCCAGCACGUCGGCGAACCCGUCGAGGAGCUGGCCAAGUCCUGGGACACCCGCUUCCUGGCGAGCAGCGCCCACGACCAGCUCAUCAAGUUCUGGGACAUCUCGGCUCUGCCCAGCACCAAGGUCAACGAGUACCGCAAGAGGAAGAAGAAGGACGGACGCAUGAAGUCUUUGUCCAAGAAGGCCCACGGGGACAACAACUUCUUCUCUGGCCUCGUGGAGGAGACGGAGGAGAAGAAGGAGGAGGAGGAGGAGGAGGAGGAGGACGACGACGACAGUGGCAGCGAUUGA
Pungitius pungitius (ninespine stickleback) is the source of this 1440-nucleotide messenger RNA. It is a transcript of the gene wdr55, whose product is annotated as WD repeat domain 55. Lineage: Eukaryota; Metazoa; Chordata; Actinopteri; Perciformes; Gasterosteidae. The record is from RefSeq and is a predicted model, not a curated record. The transcript has 3 exons. The coding region runs from base 217 to 1440 and encodes 407 amino acids. Gene Ontology annotation, molecular function: protein binding.